Messenger RNA from Centruroides sculpturatus (bark scorpion), 433 nucleotides. RefSeq names its product toxin CsE8-like. Gene Ontology annotation, biological process: defense response. The transcript has 2 exons. Bases 87 to 350 code for a protein of 87 amino acids. Gene Ontology annotation, cellular component: extracellular region. Gene Ontology annotation, molecular function: toxin activity; sodium channel inhibitor activity. The record is from RefSeq and is a predicted model, not a curated record. Lineage: Eukaryota; Metazoa; Arthropoda; Arachnida; Scorpiones; Buthidae.
CGUUGUACCUGUUCGCAUUGGAUGUGUAUAAAUAUCGACUUCUGCUCGUGGUAACUCAUUCUAAACUCGUUUAGAUACCAUCGAAGAUGAACUCGUUGUUGAUCAUCACUGCUUGUUUGGUUUUAUUCGAAACAGUGUGGGCAAAACAAGGUUAUCUGGUGUACGAGGACACGGGCUGCAGAUACAAGUGCUCGAAAUUAGGAGAAAACAGUUACUGCGAUGAGGAAUGCAAAGCGAAGACCGAAGGAAUUGGUGAUGGCUAUUGCCAAAAUAAAGCGUGUUAUUGCCGAGGUUUGCCCUAUGGUGCAAAGACUUGGCCCAUGACUGGUAAAUCAUGCGGCAGAAAAUAAUGGCAACGACUUUUUUGUCCACCAACAGAAAUACUGUAACGCUUCUUAAUUGCAAUUAAAUGAAAUAAAAUGUAAUACAUUCA